Messenger RNA from Oncorhynchus mykiss (rainbow trout), 4580 nucleotides. Lineage: Eukaryota; Metazoa; Chordata; Actinopteri; Salmoniformes; Salmonidae. The record is from RefSeq and is a predicted model, not a curated record.
GAUGCGAUCCCCUUGCUGUAGAUUUGAUUGACUGGAAACAUGUCGGUGUGGUGGUGGGAGCGACCCGGGAUGCAGCUGCUGGCAAGGGAGACGGGGAGUACCUGUACCCAAUCCACACAGCAUCACCUUUAAAAUUAUUAUAUGACGAUGCUUUAAUUUAAUGGAUCCGUUUAUGUUAUUAUGAUGCGUUGGUUUUUUAUUUGAAAUGAAUAAACAACGCUCAAUGGAUUUAUUACCUGAGGCUUGAUCGGUUGUGUUCUGAUUUUUGUUUCUGUUGUGGAGGUAGCCUACGCUAUCUGCAGAUUGUGUUUGAUGAUAUAGCCCUCAGCAUCAGUACCAGGUUCAAUCAGAAACACCUUGAUGAACCACCACCAGGAAAUACAAGGACUGUUGCAAUGGAGUCGCCUUUCACAUAGAUCACAUCUCAUCUGUAAACCAAUGUACAUAAUAUAAUAUACCACCACGUUUGCUGGCGUUUUGCAGGUCGCUUUAUUUCAUGGAGUUUUUUCCACCUUUAUUUUCUGAGUAGAUUUUUUUUUGAAGUACACAUAAAUAAACGACCACAGCUCGCAAGCAAUGGACGAGAAGAAUAUGACAAAAAGCGACGAGCAGCGUCUGAGUUUGCAAAAAGCCUUGCAGCAGUGCGAGUUGGUGCAAAAUAUGAUAGACAUAAGCAUUUCCAGCUUGGAGGGAUUGAGGACCAAAUGUGCCACAUCUAACGACUUGACACAGAAAGAAAUACGAACGCUGGAGGGAAAGCUGGUGAAGUACUUCAGUCGCCAGCUGUCCUGUAAGGUGAGAGUGGCCUUACAGGAGGACACCACUGAGCUACAGGACUUCCCCCGUCUGGGACACUGGUUCCGUAUAGUCAACCUGAGGAAGGAGGUCACUGAGGAGAUGGGUCCAGGCGAGGUGACUCUAGAGGGGCUGUUGGAGAUGAGUGAUGAGGAGGUGUGUGAGGCCAUGGAGAAGUUUGGAGCCAACGACGAGGAGUGUGCCCGGCUCAAUGCCUCUCUGACCUGCCUAAGGAGGGCCCACAAGUCAGAACAACUUGAGGAUGAGACAUUGCCCAAUAACGGAGCAGGCAGCCAUGCCAAACAGGACUGGUCCAUCCAGUGGCCCACCUCCGAGUCCGGCAAGGAGAACACUCCCUUCCCCUCUCCCGAACCCAGCCAGUGGGUCCGCUUCCAGCUCUCCCAAAGCCCGAAGGUCCAGGCCAAGUACAAGCAGCAGCACCACAGCCAAUAUCACAGCCCCCAGGCCUUGCUACCCUAUCCGUACGGCCCCUAUGUCCAGCCAGACCGCCUCACCGUGGACAGCCACCUGGGACUGGGGGCCUUCCCCCCCAUGGACACGGGCCACCGCUCCCUGCCCCCCUCUCCCCGCCAGAGGCACUUUGCCCACACCCCUCCCCGGACUCCUCUGGUGGUCAACAGCAUGACCCCCCCGGGCACGCCCCCCAUGAGGCGCAGGAACAAGGUGAAGGCGCCCGGGACGCCCCCACCCCCCAGCCGAAAGCUCAUCCACCUGCUGCCAGGCUUCACCGCGCUGCACCGAUCUAAGUCACACGAGUUCCAGCUGGGAAAUCGCAUAGGUCUGGAAGCAGCUGACAUUCAGACACCCAAAGUGAAGCAGAAGAAGUCCAAGCCUCAGCACCUGAAGAUCAACAGUAGUAUGGGGAGCUGUGAGAACCUGCCUACCCAGCGUUCACCCCUACACUCCUCUGACCAUCGCUCCCUCCGUUCCUUUUUCUUCCCCACCUUCAUGCCCUCCACUCCCCCCGUCUACUCCGAUGCAAACACUCUCUCAGUGCCUCGCUGGUCCCCACAGAUCCCCCAGAGAGACCUGGGAAACUCCAUAAAACACCGGUUUUCCACCAAGUAUUGGAUGUCUCAGACAUGCAUAGUAUGUGGGAAAGGAAUGUUGUUUGGACUCAAAUGUAAAAACUGCAAGCUGAAGUGCCAUAACAAAUGCACCAAAGAAGCCCCGCCUUGCCAUUUGCUGAUCAUCCAACGAGGAGGGAGUAACCCCCUCAAAGGUGCGACAGAUCACCAAGGAAAUCAAGCUCGUUUGGUACGGACUGAAUCGGUACCAUGUGACAUCAACAACCCCCUCAGGUACACAGACCUGCACAUCAGUCAGACGCUGCCCAAAACCAGCAAAAUCAACAAGGAUCACAUACCUGUCCCGUACCAGCCAGACUCCAGUAGUAACCCCUCCUCCACCACCUCCUCCACUCCUUCCUCCCCCGUUCCCCCCCUCCCCUCUAGUGCCACCCCUCCCUCCCCCCUGCACCCCUCCCCACAGUCGGCACGGCUACAGAAACAGUUCAGUUUAACAGCCUCUUCUUACUUCAAAUACAAGCAGCAGUUCAUCUUCCCAGAUGUGGCCCUGGCCCCAGAGGCCCCCAGCAGGGCACCCCAGGUCAUCCUGCACCCUGUCCUGUCUGAGCCGGGAGUCGAGAUGAACCCUUUAAACCCUUUACUACAGAUUGAAGUGGAACCUACAUCAGACAACGAUGAGGUGGAGGAUUCGGAGGAUGAAUUUGAGGAGAUGAACCUGUCUCUGCUGUCGGCCCGUAACUUCCCCCGCAAGGCCAGCCAGACAUCCAUCUACCUCCAGGAGUGGGACAUCCCCUUCAAACAGCUGGAGAUCGGAGAACUCAUCGGGAAAGGUCGCGUCGGGCUAGUGUUCCACGGGCGCUGGCAUGGUGAGGUGGCCAUCCGCCUCAUCGACAUCGAGCGGGACAACGAGGACCAGCUGAAGGCCUUCAAGCGGGAGGUGAUGGCCUACCGUAACACUCGACAUGAGAACGUAGUCCUCUUCAUGGGUGUCUGCAUGAGCCCCCCACAUCUGGCCAUCAUCACCAGCUUGUGUAAGGGAAGGACCCUGUAUUCGGUGGUGAGGGAUGCCAAAGUCAUCCUGGAUGUUAACAAGACCAGACAGAUCGCCCAGGAGAUGGUUAAGGGAAUGGGCUAUCUUCACGCCAAGGGGAUCCUACACAAGGACAUGAAGUCCAAGAAUGUUUUCUAUGACAACGGCAAAGUGGUCAUCACCGACUUCGGACUCUUCACCAUAUCUGGGGUUCUGCAAGCCGGCAGCCGUAGAGAGGACAAGCUGAGGAUCCCCAGUGGAUGGUUGUGUCACCUGGCCCCUGAAAUAGUCUCUCAGCUCUCCCCGGAAACAGAGGAGGACAAGCUGCCUUUCUCCAAACAGUCAGACGUCUUUGCUUUCGGCACUAUCUGGUACGAGUUGCAUGCACGUGAGUGGCCUUAUAAGAACCAGCCAGCAGAAGUUAUCAUCUGGCAGGCGGGCAGCGGAAUGAAACCCAAUCUCACACAGAUCGGUAUGGGCAAAGAGAUAUCGGACAUCCUGCUCUUCUGCUGGGCGUUUGAGCAAGAGGAGAGGCCCAGUUUCUCCAAGCUGGUGGAUCUGCUGGAAAAGUUGCCAAAACGGAACCGCCGCCUUUCCCACCCAGGGCACUUCUGGAAGUCAGCUGAGUGCAGUUGACCGUGACCCUCUGAGCCUAGACUUCUCAACGUCCUCUGAACUCAUAUUUUGGGUUUAUUGUUUAAUCACAUGGAAGAUGUGUUAUAUUUCAUUACUCAAAUGACCUGUUCAGUUUGUUGGUUAGUUUCUUUAUUCUGGAAUGUAUUUUUCUCAAUGUCACUUGUUUUAAUGAGAGUUUUUUUUGUGUCAUGUCUCACUUCAUUGUGUACGGAAAAUGCAUCAGAAUGAACUAGUUUUUAGAAUGAAUGUAAUUAUGUAAUGAAUUGUGAAAUUUACAUUUUUAAGUAAUUGUUUUGCCAUUUCCUGUCUGUCAACUGUUUUUGUCAUUUGUCAGUGUACCUCAUGGUCUCUUGUGUUUGUGUUCUCCACAUGUUAGUCUCAAAGCUGUAUUUUAAAGUCAUUAUUCACUAUUGAAUGUGAAGACUCCACUGGUAGGAAACUGUUCUGUGCUUUGAUUAUUGCCUGUGAACACUGUUGAGGAUGCAUCCUAUUCCCUACACGGACCUGUCAAAAACGUCAAAGGUAGUGCACUAGAUGGGAAAUAGGGUGCGAGAUGUUUGAACAACAGCCUUUUUUCUCAGCUCUGGGUCAUUCAGUAGAAGACCUAGACUGACUGACUAGAAAUCUCUCACACUAAUGUGAAAACGCUGACACUUCAAAUGUAUCUCAUUACUUAGUAGAAAUGUGCAUCAACACCUUGGACAAAUGCUGUCACUGAGAAGUAGGUGUAUAGUGGUUACUUUGGUGUUUUAACGCAGAAAAGGAAAAAAACAAACAAAAAAGACAUAGCUAGCUAAGGUCACUACCUACGUACGUUAAUGAUGACACAAUCGAUUCACUUCAGGAAUUUGUCAGCCCUAUAAUUGAUAAAGCACUUUCUGAACAGACACCAUAACAGACACCAUCUAGUAACAUGACUCUGUCCAUGACCUGGCCUUUUCUAUCAUAUAUUUCACAGCGAUAUUUGAAAUCUAAGCAAGCUAGAGUGCAGUCAGAUUGUGUCUCAGUAAGAACUGUAAAGCUACUGCCAUGGGCUCUGUACAGCCAUGGCUUAGAUCCAGACAAUCCAA